Molecule: messenger RNA, 1401 nt
Organism: Fonsecaea multimorphosa CBS 102226
Lineage: Eukaryota; Fungi; Ascomycota; Eurotiomycetes; Chaetothyriales; Herpotrichiellaceae
Exons: 4
Coding region: 1-1401 (466 amino acids)
Molecular function (GO): oxidoreductase activity, acting on CH-OH group of donors; flavin adenine dinucleotide binding
Source: RefSeq, a predicted model, not a curated record
AUGGCGCAAUUCGAUCUCGACAAGCAUGGCGCCAUGGAUGUUAUCUUUGCUGGGGGAGGAACUGCUGCUUGUGUUGCUGCCGGACGACUUGCCAAGGCAAACCCGGAUCUGAAGAUACUUUUGAUAGAAGGAGGGCCGAACAACUUCCAAGAUCCGACAGUAGUCCAUCCAGCUGCAUAUCUAACCCACUUGGCCCCUGAAAGCAAAACCGCUCUAUUUUACAAAGCCAAACCGUCAAAGUACCUCAAUGGCCGCGAAGCCGUGGUACCAACAGGUGGGAUUCUCGGCGGAGGCUCGUCUAUCAACUUCAUGAUGUAUACCCGUGCCCAAGGCGUUGAUUUCGAUAGCUGGAACACGGUCGGAUGGAACGCCCGUGAGAUAAUGCCCCUAUUGAACAAGCUUGAGACAUUUCAACAAGGUGAGAGUGCAAUCAACCAGAGAAGACACGGACACGAGGGACCAAUCCAUGUCUCAUCUGGCGGCUUCAGAAGCAAGAGCGAGCACGUUUUCAUGGAUAGCAUUAAGGCAAUGGGAUUCAAGGAGAUCGUAGAUCUUCAAGAUCUGGACCAAGUGGGGGGUUUUUCGAGAUGGCAGCGAUAUGUUUCGCUCGACGGAAAGAGACAAGACGCCGCCCAUUGUUACAUCCACCCCCGUCUUCGAGACGGCAAACAUCCAAACUUGCACAUCUUGGUCCAUUCAAAGGUCGUCCGUGUCAUUUUCGACGAACAGGCGGUCCCUCCGCGCGCGAUUGGAGUUGAAUAUCAAACUGACCCGGAACACCAACCCGCUCUUUCGCUCUCAAAGCCGACUUUGCAAUUCAUUAGAGCUGCAAAGCUCGUGGUCGUCUCUGCAGGGGCUCUGGGAAGCCCUCAGAUACUGGAGCGUUCUGGCAUUGGGAACUCACAGUUAUUGGAAGGCCUGAAGAUCAAGGUCAUUAGCGAUUUGCGCGGCGUGGGAGAAAACUAUCAAGAUCACCACCUGGUAUUAUCUUCGUACACGUCGAACUUACCUCCAACGGAGACACUCGAUGAGUUGUUCAGUUCACGGAAGAGUUUUGCGACUGCGAUACAGGAGAAAGACCCUCGAAUGGGAUGGAAUGGCAUCGACAUUGCGUCGAAGCUUCGAAUGACUGAUGAAGAGGUCAAGCUUCUCGGCGCUGACUUUGAGGCCGAUUGGAAACGCGACUUUGCGCCUCAUCCGACUCGUCCGGUGAUGCUCUGCGGCGUCAUCAACGCGUUUCUGGGUGAUGCAGCGACUGUUGAGCCCGGCCAAUAUUUUACUGUCGGAACUUAUACCGCGUACCCCUAUUCUCGCGGCUCGAUACACAUCAACUCCGCCAAUGACACCGUCUGCGGGUAUGAUUGCGAUGAAACCGGCGAAGCAAGGUGGUGUCGUGGAUGA